GCGGGGACGGAGGAGCAGGCGGAGCGCCGAGCUGGCCUCGCGGGGCGCCCGGGGGCCCGACAUCCCGUCCCGCGUGCAUCCUGCCCCGCGCGCGGGGCCUCCCGGAGUUCGACCCACCCAUGUCGCGCCCGCUGCGGGUCCCGGGCCCCCAGCGGCGGGGCGGCGCCUGGCCUCGCGGCUCCCGGGGACUGUGAGUGGCGGGCCACGCGGGAGUGACAGCGGCGAGUCUUCGGGUCGUUAUGCGGACGGAUCUAAAAUGACCAGCACACGGAGAGCUCCGUAUGCGCCGCUCCGGAGGUCGAUCAGCGAACAGUUGCGGGACUCCACCAACAGAGCCUGGGAUCUGCUGUGGAGGAACGUCCGGGAGAGGCGGCUGGCAGAAAUUGAGGCGAAGGAGGCAUGUGAUUGGCUCCGUGCUGCUGGGUUCCCGCAGUAUGCUCAGCUGUAUGAGGAUUCACAGUUUCCCAUCAACAUUGUGGCUGUCAAAAAAGAUCAUGAUUUUCUUGAAAAGGACCUUGUAGAACCUCUUUGCAGACGACUUAAUACAUUGAACAAGUGUGCCUCAAUGAAACUUGAUGUGAACUUCCAAAGGAAAAAGGGUGACGACUCAGAUGAGGAAGAUCUUUGCAUCAGCAACAAAUGGACUUUCCAAAGAACCAGCCGCAGGUGGUCUCGUGUGGAUGACCUGCACACACUGUUCCCAGGGGGAGACAGAAACGGGUCCCCAGGAGGCCCUAGGAUGAGAAACACGGCCAGCAGUGAGAGUGUCCUCACAGACCUGAGCGAACCCGAGGUCUGCUCCAUUCACAGCGAAAGCAGCGGAGGCAGCGACAGCCGCAGCCAGUCAGGACAGCACUGUGCUGACAACACACUUCUACUGGAGGGCACCCUGGGCAGCAGCAGCCUCCCACAGUCUCCCCGAGACAUUCUUAGCUACUCCUUCCACCCCAAGAAUGAGAAACCCACCAGGGCCAGGGCCAAGUCUUUUUUAAAACGCAUGGAAACUCUACGAGCUAAAGGAGCACAUGGGAGGCAUAAGGGGCCAGGGAGGACAGGUGGCCUGGUGAUCAGUGGGCCUGUGUUGCAGCAAGAGCCAGAUUCCUUUAAGGCCAUGCAGUGCAUUCAAAUACCCAAUGGAGAUCUGCAGAACUCACCCCCAGCUGCUUGUAGGAAAGGGCCUCCUUGCUCCAGUAAGUCCAGUGGUGAGAGCAGCCCCUCAGAGAACAGCAGCAGGGUGAGCACGCCAUGCAUGAAGGAACGGAAAUGCCACCAUGAGGCCAACAAGCGCGAGGGCAUGUACUUGGAGGACCUGGAUGUGCUGGGAGGGACAGCACAACGGGAUACAAAGGAUCAAAACCGCACCCAUGGGUUUCACUCCCAAGAGAACUUGCUGGUACAUAUUCCCAAGGAUCACAAACCAGGAACGUUCCCCAAGGCACUUUCUAUUGAAAGCCUCUCACCUACAGAUAAUAGCAAUGGGGUUAACUGGAGGACUGGGAGCAUCUCCCUGGGCAGACAGCGGGGCCCCGGCAUGAGGGAGCCCAGGCUGGUGGGGUCCUGCCACAGAGCCAGCCGAGUCAGUAUCUAUGACAAUGUCCCCGACUCCCAUCUGUAUGCCAGCACAGGAGAUCUGUUGGACUUAGAGGAUGACCUCCUCCCCGAGCUGGAUGACAUCCUACAGCAUGUUAAUGGGAUCCAAGAGGUAGUGGAUGACUGGUCAAAGCAUAUCUUACCAGAACUGCAAAGUCCCGAUGCAUUGGUGGGGGAACCUGGCUUAGCCUCCUUCCCAUCUCCCAAUCAGAUCACUUUAGAUUUUGAAGGCAACUCUGUCUCGGAAGGUCGGACAACACCCAGUGAUGUGGAAAGAGAUGGGACCUCUCUGACUGAAUCGGAGGCAACUGGGGUCAGAGAAAGAAGGGAUUCUGGUGUGGGGGCCUCUCUGACCAGGCCAAACAGGCGACUGCGAUGGAACAGUUUCCAGCGCUCACACCAGCCUCAGCCAUCCCCAGCAGCCCCGCACAUCAGCAACCAGACAGCAGGCCAGCUGAACCUGCUCCAGCGCUUCUCACUGCUCCGUCUCACCGCCGUCAUGGAGAAGUACUCCUUGUCCAACAAGCACGGCUGGACCUGGUCUGUUCCAAAGUUCAUGAAGAGGAUGAAAGUUCCUGACUACAAAGAUAAGGCUGUCUUUGGAGUUCCUCUUAUAGUCCACGUCCAGAGAACCGGACAGCCCCUGCCUCAGAGCAUCCAGCAAGCACUGAGAUACCUACGUAGCAACUGUCUGGAUCAGGUGGGUCUUUUUCGCAAGUCGGGGGUGAAGUCUCGAAUCCAUGCCCUACGUCAAAUGAAUGAGAACUUUCCUGAGAAUGUGAACUAUGAAGACCAAUCUGCGUAUGAUGUGGCAGACAUGGUGAAACAGUUCUUCCGGGACCUCCCAGAGCCCCUUUUCACCAACAAGCUCAGCGAGACCUUCCUCCAUAUCUAUCAGUAUGUCCCCAAAGAACAGAGGCUCCAGGCCAUACAGGCUGCCAUACUCCUGCUGGCAGAUGAAAACAGGGAGGCCCUGCAGACACUCCUGUGCUUCCUCAAUGAUGUUGUUAACUCAGUGGAAGAGAAUCAGAUGACAGCCAUGAAUCUGGCCGUGUGUCUGGCCCCGUCCCUUUUUCAUCUUAAUUUACUGAAGAAAGAAAGCUCCCCAAGAGUCAUCCAGAAGAAAUAUGCCACUGGGAAGCCAGAUCAAAAGGACCUCAAUGAGAAUCUAGCCGCAGCCCAGGGGCUUGCCCACAUGAUCAUGGAAUGCAACAGACUUUUUGAGGUUCCACAUGAGAUGGUGGCCCAGUCUCGUAACUCCUACGCAGAGGCUGAAAUCCAUGCACCAACUCUGGAAGACUUGGGAGCACAACUGGCAGAGAGCGGGGCAACUUUCCACACAUACCUGGACCAUCUUGUCCAGGGCCUCCAGAAAGAAGCCAAGGAGAAAUUUAAAGGAUGGGUCACGUGUUCCAGCCCUGACAACACAGACCUUGCUUUCAAAAAGGUGGGGGAUGGGAACCCACUGAAGCUGUGGAAGGCUUCUGUGGAGGUAGAGGCACCACCCUCUGUGGUGUUGAAUCGUGUACUGAGAGAACGUCACCUAUGGGAUGAGGACUUUCUGCAAUGGAAAGUUGUGGAAACGUUGGACAGGCAAACAGAAGUUUACCAGUACGUGCUGAACAGCAUGGCUCCGCAUCCUUCCAGAGACUUCGUGGUUCUCAGGACCUGGAAGACGGAUUUACCCAAAGGAAUGUGCACCCUGGUGUCCCUCUCUGUGGAGCAUGAAGAAGCCCAGCUCAUGGGUGGCGUGCGGGCAGUGGUGAUGGAUUCUCAGUACUUGAUAGAACCAUGUGGAUCUGGCAAGUCGAGACUGACCCACAUCUGCAGGAUAGACCUGAAAGGUCACUCCCCAGAAUGGUACAGCAAAGGCUUUGGACAUCUCUGUGCAGCAGAAGUUGCCAGAAUCAGAAACUCUUUCCAGCCACUCAUUGCCGAGGGCCCAGAAACUAAAAUCUGAGUUUUCCCCAGUGUGACAUCAACUCAGGGAGCGGGAAGCAAAAACAGAUGCCUGUGGCAGUGGAGUGUGCAUAUGUAAAAGUGAGAGAGGGGAAGCACUGUUGGACUGGAUGACACUCACAGCAGAAACACUGAGAAGUGGAACGUGGAGAACUUUCCUAGCCUUCCUGGAGAUGGCUAAUCCCUACUAAUAUAAUAGCUUCAAAAAUCAGAACAUUUAUCUAUGUUACUUAAAAUUAAAUGGGUUAUUCCUUGUGCAUUGCCUAAUUUGCUAUUUAAAGGCUUCUAAGAAGCAUAUCCUCAGCUGUAAAUAAAUGUAUUGUAGCAUAUGUACAUAUAUGUGUAUAUCUCAAUCUUUACUGUACAUAUGUAAAAAUAUCAAUUUUAUAUAUAAUUGAGUGUCUGACUCCGUGAGUCUUUUCCUCACAUAGCUCUUCCCAAGUUGCUUUGUAUCCCAUGUCCCUACUGUCUUGUAGCUGAGCAGAGCCUGCUGCCUAAGCCAAAGUGUGAAAUGUGUAGUCUGCCAUUCUGCCCAAACGUUUACUCAAAGAUUAGCUAACCAAAGAAAAAUAGUGUUAAAAAAUUCUUCCACAUUUUGACCACUUAUUUCUGUUGUUUAAAAACUGGAGUGGGAUGUUUGAACUUAAAUUGAGGAAAAUAAUAUUUAAUCCUCUUUAACACAAAGAAGUAGGUGAGAGGUUAUUGUCAAAUUUAAGGCUAGAUAGUGAGUUGCCUCUGGGCCCACUCUAUGCAAUUUCAGUGAGAUGUCAGGUGACCACUGGAGUCUGUACCAGGGACUGAAACAGAACUGAUACCACCCACCCCCAUAUAGGGCUGAAUAGAGCCUGUUCCUAGUCACAACCAAAGGGAGCCUAUGCCCCCACAAGACUCAUAGAUACUUUUCAUAAUGCUGUUAAAUAUUCUUCUGUUUGACCAGUGGCCUAUGUGGCCAGUUAUUUGACAUGUUCUUACAGUGUAUUGCACUGAACUUGACUCUGGACACCAAACAAAGGGAGAUGAUGGUCCAUCAAGAGUCCUGGAUCAUCACAGCUUCAGGGAAUUUAUAUUGUGCUGUAUAUGAUGCUCUUAAAAUCUAAUUCAAUCAAAUCUUGCAAUCUAAAAGACAGGGUUUUAAACUAACAGAAGAUCAAACUGUAUUGUUACUUAUUUUUAGAGAUUAUAGCAGAUAUAUUAAUCCCAUAUUUCUUCAUUAUCCAGUGCAAACCACCUGCGCAUUUGACCCCACCUUAUUUAUUACUGUACAGAUUAAGCAAAUUGGCUUUACUAAACCAAUAGAGAAUGGAUUUAUUGUUUUAUUAUAACUCAACAACUGUAAAGAGAAGGUAACUCUUUAUCCUUGGCUUCAAGGAGAGAUUUUCUUUGGUUGUCUGGACAGAGAUUGAUAUCCUAAUUUAGCAAUUGGUACUGGAGGAAAAGGAAAAACAAAUUCAUGUUUUCGGGUUUUUGUAUUGUAUGAAUUUAUGCGAUGUUUUCUUUUAUCAUCUGUGUGCAAUUGUUUUAAGAGGAAUAAAAAUGCUAUUUGUACGUUUGGUAUGGCUCAAGGAUAA
Messenger RNA from Nannospalax galili (Upper Galilee mountains blind mole rat), 5117 nucleotides. It is a transcript of the gene Stard13, whose product is annotated as StAR related lipid transfer domain containing 13. The record is from RefSeq and is a predicted model, not a curated record. Bases 257 to 3550 code for a protein of 1097 amino acids. Gene Ontology annotation, molecular function: lipid binding; GTPase activator activity; protein binding. Gene Ontology annotation, biological process: actin cytoskeleton organization; regulation of Rho protein signal transduction; signal transduction. The transcript has 14 exons. NCBI's taxonomy places the organism in Eukaryota, Metazoa, Chordata, Mammalia, Rodentia, Spalacidae.